Heterotrigona itama is the source of this 1559-nucleotide messenger RNA. NCBI's taxonomy places the organism in Eukaryota, Metazoa, Arthropoda, Insecta, Hymenoptera, Apidae. The record is from the annotation of a GenBank genome assembly.
CUACAAUCGUAGUAGAAGCAUAACCUCUUAUCUAUCCUGAGAUAUUUUGAAAAUACCGUAAAAACAGUAAUCGUUAUAAUGUUUAAAUAUUCCAAUUUAUUUGGUGGAUGUGCAAAGAUCAUACAGAAGAGUAAUGCUCGUUUUAUUAGUUUUCGAAGCAUAAAAAAACUUUAUUCAAUGUAUUUCAACAAAACAAUCGAAACUGCAAAACCUCCUUACGAUUUCAUUUGUCAAGUUGGUAACCCUAUCUUGCGACAGAAAGCGUCACUUAUCGAUAUAAAGGAAAUACAAACAGUAGAAUUUCAAAAGACACUUGAUCAUUUAUAUAAAGUAUUGAGGGAAUCUGACACAGUAGGAUUAGCAGCCCCACAAAUCGGUUUAGCUUGGCAAGUAUUUGUUAUAGAACUAACGGAAGAAACUUUGAAAGAUGUUCAUCCAACCAUACGAUUACAUUGUCAGAUCGAACCUCAGCCUUUGACAUAUUUUAUCAAUCCAGAAAUGGAGGUAACAAAUUCCGAAGAACUUAUAUUUCAUGAAACAUGCGGAAGUAUCGAAUAUUUUCAUGCAGAAGUAGCAAGACCAAAAGAAAUUCAAAUCAAAGCACUUGACCGAUUUGGAAAAUCAUUUUGUUGGAAAGCAGAAGGUUGGUUAGCUAGGAUAGCUCAUCAUGAAAUGGAUCAUUUAAAAGGUUUAUUAUAUACCGAUAGAAUGUUUCCGUUAACAUUUGAGUAUAAUAAUUGGGACAAAAAAAACAACAUUGAUGAGGAAAAGAAUAUUAUAAAGUAAUAUGAAUAUUAUAAAGUAAAAAUAAAGAAUAUUAUUAAUAUUCUUAUUAUCUAUUCUUUGAUAGAAUUUUGUGAUCUUUGCAUGAAUUACAUUUAAUUAAAUUAAAUUUAAUUGAAUUAAAUUCACGAGUUAAUGUAUAAAUCAUAUAAAUUGUAACAAUAUAUAUUAGAUAUAAUCUAUCAACAAAUUGUAUAAGUUAAACUGAAAUAUAGUACAAUAAUAUGUAAAAUAUCAUUGUAAAAAAAAUUAGUUGUGAAAGGUUAUUAAAAUUAUUGAAAUUCCUUUUCUUAAUUUGCUUGUAUCUACAACGUCACUUUAAUAAUUAGCUAUAUGAAUAGUUAUUUAAUCAUUUAUAUCGCAAAAUAUUGCUAAAUUAGUGUUAUUAAAAUAUGUAUUUUAUUAUUGUUUUUUAAUAUUUUUUCUUAAUUUUCAUUAUUUGUAAUGCACAAGAUUUGUUAAAGUUCACGAGCAUGGUAUAAAUGAAUAAAUAUUCUCUGGUCAUUAAGAAAAUUGACGUAGCAUGUAAACCAAAUUUGUUACAUAUGUAUCCAAUAAUCAUAUGCGCUUCUAACGUAUUAAAUUACAUAUUAUGAACCUGAGAGUGUAUCUAGGAAUAUUUUAAUUGUAAGACAGAUAUAACUAAUUCAUUAAUGUAACUAAUUUAUUGAUAUCUGGGAUUUCUUGAUUUCUUGCAGUUCUUUUAUGAUUAUAACUUUGACAUCUAUUUAUACAUCACCUUUUUGUAUUUCAUAAUGAACAAGGAUUGAAGUCGC